Messenger RNA from Megachile rotundata (alfalfa leafcutting bee), 630 nucleotides. RefSeq lists its product as uncharacterized. Lineage: Eukaryota; Metazoa; Arthropoda; Insecta; Hymenoptera; Megachilidae. The record is from RefSeq and is a predicted model, not a curated record.
AUUGUCGCUGAAAAAUAUUGAAACAUAUUAGUAUACAUCGUUGCGCUUUUUUUGCGAAACAAAAACCUAUCAGAGUCGUUUAUUCGAGAUUUCAAAGUAGAAAAGGGCUAAGAUCCAUUAAACAGUUAUUAUAAAGCUACGAUUUUGAUUGUGUCAGAUGAUAACGAUGGAAACCGAAGAAAUAUGUGCUAAGGAACAAAAGGGAUUGCUGAAAGAACUAUCAAACGCUAUAUCGGGCAAAGUUGAUCGCACUAACAGAGAGAAACAGACAAACAAAGGAUUUGAAUGGCUAAUUCAAUGUGUAAACGUGUUGGGCCAAGUGGAUAAUUUCAUUUCUGAUAGAACGAAGAACUUGAUUCAAAAGCUACAUAUAAUUUAUAAGGACGACGAAGAUUCGUACAGAAAUAUCAACCGUCGUACAUAAAUUUUUAAAGUUUGAAUGUGUGUGUGAACAGAAACACAUAGAAUGUUCUACUGUGAUAUAUCGUUGUUACGCUAAAUUUUAGAACUGAUUUAAUUAAAUAUAAAGCACCUUUUAAAAUCACACAUUUAACGGUUAAUACCGAAUUAUAAUAAUCUUUCGUUCAUUGAAUAUCGAACUUUUGAAUGCCUAAGUACAUGUUAUUACCU